Leptomonas pyrrhocoris is the source of this 1299-nucleotide messenger RNA. RefSeq lists its product as hypothetical. The transcript has a single exon. Lineage: Eukaryota; Euglenozoa; Kinetoplastea; Trypanosomatida; Trypanosomatidae. Bases 31 to 1299 code for a protein of 422 amino acids. The record is from RefSeq and is a predicted model, not a curated record.
AGUUGAAAGCUUUUGUUCAGGCUCGGAAAAAUGACCCUUGAACGACUAAUCUGCCUUCUCCGCAGCUUUUGUCGGUUACGCCUUCACAGACGGCAAGUAUUUUACACUCUGGCCGACUCCUACGUCUGGGACGCACCAUCGUUUCUCCUCGCACUCAGAAAACUCGUGUUCCAAUGCAGCAACACAUCUCUUGCUGCUGCGUUUUGUGGUGCAGUGGAAAAUGUCGUUUGUGAAAUUGCGUCGAAGGAUGAGCAGCUUUUAGCGUGCUGGUUGAUUUGUGAAGCGCUCCGUUCUAGAGCCGAUAAACUAAUGGAGUUGCUACACGAUUGCAAACUGUUGAAACCUCAUUUGUGUUUUUUGCUGUCCUCACUUUAUUUAGGAAGGCCUGACACAGCGCCUGACGUAGCAAAUGCCGAUGCCCAAAAGCGUUCGCUUUCGACCAGCAAUGCUGAACUGUUGACGGGUUGCGGAGCGCUUGAAAGUAGCGGGUUUCGGGCGUCACCAAAAGCACUUGAACACGACCCCCAAACAACUGUGCAGCAUUCAGCAGCCAAAUUAUCGAAAGAUCGACUGGCGUCCAAGUCGAUGUCGUUUUUACUUCUACAGUCAAGAAUGACGGGGAAGUUGCUUAUUUUCUGCUCACAAAUGUCAAAAAAUCGAAAGCACGCGCGAGCCUGUUGUGUUCGGCAACUUGAUGACUGCACCAAUUACAUUCAACUACGGAAAGCAGUGGAGCUUUCACGCGUUAACAUAUUUUUUGUGCAGCGGUUUGCAAGCGACGCAGUAAAAGAUUUUUUAGCGCAGUGCAGCGUGUUCUGCGUUGAUCGGCUAGGACGUGAAGGUGUCGACCAGUCUAGUCGGAAUCUCGGUUGGCAGGUGUAUGAGAAUAGUAGCGAAUGGAUUUUCUCCGUGCAAGCGAAUUGCAAACAGGGAGCUGCGAAGUGCUGGAUAGACUCAAGGCAUACAAGGGCAGGUAUAUUGCUAUCAGUACACGUGAAAGUGGUCGAUCAAAAUCUCCCCAAAACACUGGAUGCUGUGACAAAGCAAUGUUGUUCUUCUGACAAUACUCGUUCUGUCAACGGUAAGCGAGUUCACUGUGCGAACGAUGUGGUGCUUGCAGAGCUACUCAGUACGUGGAAAACAACUUUUCUCUUUCAAUUUCACGUGGCACUUACUCUUUUUCUUGGAAAGAAGAAGUCACGGAAAAACUCACACACGCGUGUUUCUCGCAUAAUAGAUCAGCAAAUUUUGGAAAAUGUGCUGGAGGCAUUAUCCAUUAUGUGUCGAUGCCAGAUAUAA